Molecule: messenger RNA, 2435 nt
Organism: Puntigrus tetrazona (Sumatra barb)
Lineage: Eukaryota; Metazoa; Chordata; Actinopteri; Cypriniformes; Cyprinidae
Gene: zbtb47b
Product: zinc finger and BTB domain containing 47b
Exons: 7
Coding region: 465-2432 (655 amino acids)
Biological process (GO): regulation of transcription by RNA polymerase II
Cellular component (GO): nucleus
Molecular function (GO): DNA-binding transcription activator activity, RNA polymerase II-specific; RNA polymerase II cis-regulatory region sequence-specific DNA binding
Source: RefSeq, a predicted model, not a curated record
CAGUAGAUGUAGACUAGAGCUCAGACAGGGGGGAAAAAUAUCCAGUGCAAUGGCCCUUUAAAACUUCUGACAAAAGCCCAUAUGAUCCCUGAGCUCCAAUCACCAAUUCCUACUGCAAAAGCAGCCUCUGCAUUUUUGUCUGUCUGAAUGCUGCUAGCACGGCGAAAAAAAAAACAGUGAGGGGAAGGAAAACUGAAGAAAUGUGAAAAUCCGACGUACUAUUACAUGGCGAGCGGAAGUCCUGCGCAAACGGAGUUAUUCGCAGACUCCUUCGAUGCUAGAGACCUCGGAUCAAAAUGCCGAUGCCGAUGAGGACUUCCCUGAGCAGAAUUUGCUGGACCUACAGAAACUCUGCAGUAAACACCUGCUACCCUCCCUUGUUUUACUAAAACCACAGGAAAGUGGUGAGGACAGCUGCUGAGUUCUUUCUGCUUGAAGAUGCAGCUCUGCACUUUACUCGUUUAAUGGACAGGCAUCUCUACCAGCCUCAUUUAUGCGACGUGGACCUCGUGCUGGUUUCCUCCCACAAGGACGUGCUGGGUGACCACGUCCCCUUCUUUCAGGCCCUCCCCUCCCAGAGUCAACCGCUGCACCCCAUAAACCUGGCCUUUGAGUUGCUGAGUAUCCAAAUCCUCAGCCUCAUCAAUAUCUCCAUCUUCGAAGUCCUACAAGUGGCCGUUGUGAUGAGUUCUUGCCACAAGCUACUUGGGUCCAGUGAGAUGGCAGAAACAGGCGGGCAGGGUACUGCCUCGUCCAAUCAGAUGUACAAGAUGAAGGAGCUCGAGAAGAUGUACACCCAACAAGGAAAUGGUACAUUCUCGUUGCUUGACAGUGGGGAAGUUACGCAGACGCAAUUAUCUAGCGUCCACUCCAGCCCUCAAGCCAAACACUUUUACAAAAAAGACGACAGUGGAGGGGGAGUGGCUAGUGGAGGAGGGCGGGGCUUGUGUGCGAUGGAGGGAGGAGCUGGAAUAAAUGAAGCUGGAUCCCAGGAUAGUUCUGUCUCGUUUAACAGAGAGCAGAUUAUCGUGGAGGUCAACCUCAAUAACCAGACACUGAAUGUUUCUAAAGGGUCCGAUGGCAAGGGUGUCACCUCAAGUACCUCAUCCCUUCUCGUUCACCAUCACGCUAAUAUUUCCACUGGAGAGGAGGCUAAGGGACAAGAUGAUAAUGAAGAUGUUGGCGAGGAUGAAGAAGAGGAGUAUGAACACAGAAAGGAAGGGAUGGAAAAUUGCAGCGAUGAUCAGGACGAUGAGGAUGAAGAAGAGAAUGAUCUUGACAUUCCAGAAACAGAACACACUAGCAUGGAAAGACAGCAUGCCGCAAGGAUACCAAGAGACGCCAUUGGCAUGAGACAGACGCUAAUUGACUCAACACUAAGGGAGGGCAGGAAGAGGAGUAAAGAACAGGAAAGUCUGGGCCAGAAGGUGAAGUUGGAAGAAAAGCAGCACUUUUCUUGCAAGAAGUGCCCUCGUGUUUUUAACAACCGCUGGUACUUGGAGAAGCACAUGAACGUCACCCAUAACCGCAUGCAGAUCUGUAAUAAAUGCGGCAAGCGCUUUUUACUGGAGAGCGAGUUGCUGCUUCACCAUCAGACUAACUGUGAGAAAAACAUACAGUGCGUGACUUGUGGAAAAGCCUUUAAAAAGCUGUGGUCCUUACACGAACACAACAAGAUUGUCCACGGAUAUGCUGAGAAGAAGUUCUCUUGUGAAAUCUGUGAAAAGAAGUUCUACACCAUGGCACAUGUCCGGAAACACAUGGUUGCUCACACUAAGGACAUGCCGUUCACUUGUGAAACGUGUGGGAAAUCCUUCAAACGCAGCAUGUCUCUUAAAGUGCACUCUCUUCAGCAUUCUGGAGAAAAGCCCUUCAAGUGUGAGAACUGCAGCGAAAGAUUCCAGUACAAAUACCAGCUGAGAUCACACAUGAGCAUCCAUAUCGGACACAAGCAGUUCAUGUGCCAGUGGUGUGGGAAAGACUUUAACAUGAAGCAGUAUUUUGAUGAACACAUGAAGACCCACACUGGAGAGAAACCAUAUAUCUGUGAGAUCUGUGGAAAGAGCUUCACGAGCCGGCCCAACAUGAAACGACACCGCCGCACUCACACAGGCGAGAAGCCGUACCCCUGUGACGUCUGCGGACAGCGUUUCCGCUUCUCCAACAUGCUCAAAGCCCACAAGGAGAAGUGCUUCCAGGUCAGCAACCCCAUGGUAUCUGAUACCACCAGUCUUGUCGACAUGGACCCUACGUCAACCGAUAUGGACACCCCGGCCAGACAGUUACCCAGCCACCCCGUAACCCCUCCCGGCGAGGUGUCUAGUCUCCACCAGGUCAAGUCGCUCUCUCUACCCUUCGUUCACUCUAUCGUAGGUCUUCCAUCUCCCCCGGGCCUGUUUUCCGCAGAAAGGGUUAACUCUGGUAACAACUAGUUU